GCACUCACUGUCAAUGUUCAUACAAAAACGAAUAAUUUUGUGCGGAUGCCAGAGUAGUUGCUCACUACGCGAGUCUUUCUUGUGGUGUUUGGUGUAUUGUUUCUGCUACAUAUUUUAAAAACAGAAGUGGUGUAUUGUUCUAGUUGUGAUAUAAAAGAGAUAACAGAAAUAUGGCUCCUAUAGGCAGUUUGGUGUGUUGUAGCCGUAAGAGAAAGUCUGUUGCACCACAUGAAUGCAUAGAAACAGAUGGAACAUUUGAUUAUGACCUGGCCGUUAUUGGAGGCGGGUCUGGAGGCCUCGCAUGUGCAAAGGAGGCUGUGAACCAGGGUGCAAAAGUAGCUGUAUUAGAUUUCGUGACGCCAUCACCACAGGGCACAAAAUGGGGUCUUGGAGGGACUUGUGUGAACGUGGGAUGCAUACCAAAAAAAUUGAUGCACCAGGCAGCAAUACUCGGAGAGAGUAUUCAUGAAGCGGUAUCCUACGGUUGGCAAGUGCCUUCAAUAGACCAGGUGAAAAUAAAUUGGGAGGCGCUCACGCAGGCCGUGCAAAACCACAUCAAGUCUGUCAACUGGGUCACCAGGGUCGACCUUAGGGACAAGAAGAUUGAGUAUAUCAACGGAUUAGGAGAGUUUAAAGACCCACAUACGUUGAUCGCGACGUUGAAGAAUGGCUCGAAGAAGGAGAUCACGGCUAAGAACUUUGUGAUCGCGGUGGGGGGGAGGCCGCACUAUCCGGAGAUACCCGGGGCUCUGGAGUACUGCAUCACCAGUGAUGAUAUUUUCAGCUUGAGCCACCCUCCAGGGAAGACCCUCGUUAUAGGUGCAGGAUACAUUGGUCUAGAAUGCGCUGGUUUCCUGAACUCGCUCGGGUUCCCGGCGACGGUGCUGAUCAGGUCGGUGCCGCUGCGGGGCUUCGACCAGCAGAUGGCGCGGCUGGUCACGGCCGAGAUGGAGGAGAAGGGGGUCAGGAUGGAGCACAAGUGCAUCCCGCUGUCCGUUGAGAAGCUGGAAUCUGGACAGCUCAAGGCGCGCUGGCUGAACACUGAGACUCAGGAGCAAUGCGAAGACGUGUUCGACACGGUGCUGAUCGCCACCGGGCGGUACGCGCUCACCAAACAGAUCAACUUGCCCGCGGCCGGCGUCAACAGCGUGUCUCCCAACGGCAAGAUAAUAGCGGAGACGGAACAGACCAACGUGGCUCACAUCUACGCGGUGGGCGACGUGCUGGAGGCGCGGCCGGAGCUGACGCCGGUCGCCAUCCACGCCGGCCGCCUCCUCGCGCGCCGCUUGUUCGCCGGCGGCGCACAGCACAUGGACUACGACAACGUGGCCACCACUGUGUUCACGCCUUUGGAGUACGGCUGCGUGGGCAUCAGCGAGGAGACCGCCAUUCAGAGACAUGGUGCAGACAACAUCGAAGUAUAUCACGCGUACUACAAGCCCACGGAGUUCUUCAUCCCGCAGCGCAACAUCCGCAACUGCUACCUGAAGGCGGUGGCGCUCCGCGAGGCGCCGCAGCGGAUCCUCGGGCUCCACUUCGUGGGGCCCGUCGCCGGGGAGGUCAUACAGGGCUUCGCUGCCGCCAUCAAAUGCGGCAUCACGAUGGAGCAGCUGGUGAACACGGUGGGCAUCCACCCGACGGUGGCGGAGGAGUUCACGCGCCUCAACAUCACCAAGCGCUCCGGCCGCGACCCCAACCCCGCCUCCUGCUGCAGCUAGGGCUCCGCUACUGGGUUUAUCGAGGUGUAGUCCGUUUCAAGUGUGGACGGAAAAACGGACAAUGACCCCGAUUUUUUUAAUGUACCACUGAGCGAGCAAAGCGGCAAAAACUUGAAACUGUUCAUGCCAUUUUUGAAGAACCCCAUUUUCUGUAGAGUAUCGACAAUCUUUCGUUAAUGUGACCUGGUGACAUUAAGCUCGCCGCUCGUGAGUUGUAUAUUAGAACGAUAAAGUUUAAGAAAUAUAUAAUGAAAUUUGCUUAAUGUGGUGGCAGUAUUUUUGCAUGUAAGCGACACAAAUUGUAGGUCAUUGUCCAUUUUUCCGCGUGACUCAGGAUCGGAGUAUAUUCUGUUAUGUUGAACGUAGAGUAACAAUAAUUUGAGAUGUGAGCUAAUCAUUAUAAAGUAGUCCUCGAAACAGAUAAUGACGUUUUCAUCUAUUUAAUAAAGUAGGCAAAAAUUAUGACCUGAUGACGUCAAAGUGAUUAAAUUUUACCUGUGAAAGUGAUAUUAUUUUUCUUAAAAGUUAAAUAGAAAUAUGUUCAUAGUUUGCAUUUUGCAGGCAUUUUUUCCUUUUUAUUUUAAAGUAUUCUGUACAUUAACAUACAAACAUGCGUUUUAUUUUUAUCAUUAUUCGAACUUUGAUCAUCAGAAACUAUAUUCCUAUUUUUUGUUUAAUUUCGACUCAAGUCAUCAAUUCAACACCAUAAAAUGUUAAUGUUACUCAAGUAUACUAUUUGUAUUAUUAUUUUAUAUCGUCGUUUUAUUGUCUGUUUUAUGUUCGUUGCACGGAACGCGUACACCUGAUAUUUAUUUAUAAAAAAAAUUAAAUAUAGUAACAAUUUCUGGGCACAAAUAAAAUACCUUUUAGAUGUUUUAACUAUUUAAUGAAGGUUUCCAAAUAGCACAAUUUGUUGGAUCGCCUCGAUAAUUUUCUUUAAAUGUUUUCAAUAUGUUCAGAAAUUUCAAUUAGAUUUUCACAUAAAAUAUUUUCAUGUUUGGUGACUCGUUUAAGUAGUGCAUGAUUAUUCAAAUGUAUUUUAUUGUUGUUUCGGAAAUUAUAUACGAUCAAAUUGUAUUUGUUGUUAACACUUGUACGUCGUGUGAAGCCCGCAGUGUCGUCACAACCCAGCGGAGCAGCGCCAGGUGUACAUUCCGGAUGCUCUGAGCAAAAGGACAGUUUUAUUGGUCACCUUGUUUUUAUGUGAUUUUCAACUUAAUAAAGUGAUAUAUUUUUAACGA
Molecule: messenger RNA, 2959 nt
Organism: Plodia interpunctella (Indianmeal moth)
Lineage: Eukaryota; Metazoa; Arthropoda; Insecta; Lepidoptera; Pyralidae
Gene: Trxr1
Product: Thioredoxin reductase 1
Exons: 9
Coding region: 171-1718 (515 amino acids)
Biological process (GO): cell redox homeostasis; glutathione metabolic process; cellular response to oxidative stress
Cellular component (GO): mitochondrion; cytosol
Molecular function (GO): flavin adenine dinucleotide binding; glutathione-disulfide reductase (NADPH) activity; thioredoxin-disulfide reductase (NADPH) activity
Source: RefSeq, a predicted model, not a curated record